Messenger RNA from Chanos chanos (milkfish), 1801 nucleotides. It is a transcript of the gene slc35a1, whose product is annotated as solute carrier family 35 member A1. NCBI's taxonomy places the organism in Eukaryota, Metazoa, Chordata, Actinopteri, Gonorynchiformes, Chanidae. Gene Ontology annotation, cellular component: Golgi membrane. The transcript is spliced from 8 exons. The coding region runs from base 144 to 1157 and encodes 337 amino acids. Gene Ontology annotation, biological process: pyrimidine nucleotide-sugar transmembrane transport. The record is from RefSeq and is a predicted model, not a curated record. Gene Ontology annotation, molecular function: pyrimidine nucleotide-sugar transmembrane transporter activity.
GUGUGCUACGUUGGCUGUCUUGACAUGCAUAGCCACCUCGCGCGACAACAUUUACAGUAUGUUGUAGAGACAUGCUGACCGAUACGACGGCGAAACAUAUAUAACUUGUUUAUUAUCCAUUUUAACAGGGCUCAGACGCAACAAUGGCAAACGAGCCCGUGAGUAUCGUGUUCAAGCUGUAUUGCUUGACGGUGAUGACAUUGGUGGCAGCUACAUACACCGUGGCGCUGAGGUACACGAGGACGGUGUCUUCAGAUCUGUAUUUUUCUACAACCGCUGUGUGCAUCACUGAAGUCAUUAAGCUCAUCCUGAGCGUUGGGAUGCUAUUCAGAGAAACGGGGACUCUGAAUAAGCUACAGGCUGUGGUUGUAGAGCACAUUUUCCACAGCCCAAAAGAGCUCCUAAAACUUGCCGUGCCAUCUGUGGUCUAUGCCAUUCAGAACAACAUGGCGUUUGUAGCCUUGAGCAACCUGGAUGCAGCUGUUUAUCAGGUGACCUAUCAGCUGAAGAUUCCGUGUACAGCUUUGUGCACAGUGCUCAUGUUGAACCGUUCUCUCAGUAGGCUACAGUGGUUCUCCGUAUUCAUGCUGUGUGCAGGAGUCACGCUAGUGCAGUGGAAACCUGCUGAAUCGACGAAAGUACAGGUUGAACAAAAUCCGUUCCUGGGUUUCAUGGCCAUUGCUGUGGCUGUUCUGUGCUCUGGGUUUGCAGGUGUGUACUUUGAGAAGGUUCUGAAGAGUUCAGACACGUCGCUAUGGGUACGGAACAUUCAGAUGUACCUGUCCGGUAUCGUGAUCACCCUCGUGGGCGUGUACAUGACGGAUGGACCCCAGAUCCUGGAGAAGGGCUUCUUUUACGGCUACACCCCCUGGGUUUGCUUCGUCGUCUUUUUGGCCAGUGUGGGUGGUUUGUAUACGUCCAUAGUGGUGAAGUACACAGACAACAUCAUGAAGGGCUUCUCUGCAGCUGCCGCCAUUGUCCUCUCCACGGUCGCCUCUGUCUCUCUGUUCGGUCUCCAGAUAACUGCAACCUUUGCAACCGGAGCUCUGCUGGUGUGCGUUUCCAUAUACCUGUACGGACUUCCCAAGCAGGAUACCAGCAAGUUAGCCAGAACCGAACCUCAAAAGGACUCGAAGUCAAAACUGAUCUCCGUCUGAGAACCCGUGGAGGACGGAGGGAUGGACUGAGAGAUGAAAUGGCCAAAUUGCUCCAUUUCUGCUCUGGUCAUUUUUUUUUUUUUUCUGGAAGAGGCCAUAGUUCAAGAUUAAAGCCCAUACUACUGUUUCUGGGAAAUUCCAGUCGCCAGUCAAGUUUCAGAGGUAAACCCCUGACAUCAGCCACCUGGGGUCCUGGAAGUGGAAGUCGCCACAUGUGAAAAUGCAGCGUGUUUUUGUUAAUUUGUUUGUUUGUUUGUUUGUUGUUUUUUGGGGAGGGGGGUAAACGAGGGUAUUGGGGAGUCGGUCAAAGGGACUGUGACUGCACACUAAAGGAAGCUUUUGUCCUGGUUUUUCUGCCUUUAAUGUGCACUUAUAAUGCUGUUUGUGUUAAGACUCAGCAGUCACGGAGACUGCGCUCAAUCAAAUGAAUUCUGUUCUUGUUGCCAUGUUGAAUGUAUUCAUAUCAGACAGACAUCAGAAGUGGAACUAAGACAAAUCUCUCAAUCACUUUUUAUUAUUAUUAUUAUUAUUAUAUAUUGUAAAACCAAUAUUUCUGUUUUUUUUGUCAUUUAUCUUUGUUAAUUUAAGUGCAUCACUGUCUACUGUUUACUGAACAAAAUCAAAAUUUCAUAAAUUACUUGAUG